Helicoverpa zea (corn earworm) is the source of this 5370-nucleotide messenger RNA. RefSeq names its product cleavage and polyadenylation specificity factor subunit 1 (gene CPSF1). The transcript is spliced from 30 exons. The record is from RefSeq and is a predicted model, not a curated record. Gene Ontology annotation, cellular component: mRNA cleavage and polyadenylation specificity factor complex; nucleus. The coding region runs from base 210 to 5150 and encodes 1646 amino acids. Gene Ontology annotation, molecular function: nucleic acid binding; protein binding. NCBI's taxonomy places the organism in Eukaryota, Metazoa, Arthropoda, Insecta, Lepidoptera, Noctuidae.
UUCACUUCACUAUUUUGUGGACGAAGUGUCAUGUCAAAAGACGCAACAGCAUCAAAAAUAAACAAUUUUAAAAAACAAUUAAAUCUCAAUUCAAUGUAUUAGAUUUUACACAAAAUAAUGUGAAAAUACUAUGUUAAAGUGAUUCUUUAACUAUAGGUUCAAUUUUAAGUGAGUUUUGAAACAUAACCUAGAUCAGUCGCGAUUGUAAGAUGUUUUCGAUUUGCCGGCAAACUCACCCUGCUACAGGGAUUGAGCAUUCAGUGAGCUCGUGCUUCUUCAACAAUGAUGAGACGUGCCUCAUCACGGCUGGAGCGAAUAUCCUCAAGGUUUUCAGGCUGUUACCUGAAGGCCAUACCAAGGAGGUUAACGCCGCUGGCCAGCCAAUACCCCCAAAGAUGAAACUGGAAUGUCUAGCUACAUACACACUAUGGGGCAACGUAAUGUCUCUAGCGUCCGUCCGCUGUCCCAGUGCUGGCAGAGAUCUGAUACUGGUGUCAUUCAGAGAAGCCAAGCUGUCUGUGUUACAGUACGAUCCACAGACCGAUAACUUAAUUACAUUGAGCAUGCAUUAUUUUGAAGAGGAUGAUAUGAAGAAUGGUUGGACAACCCACCCCCACAUUCCAUGGAUCCGAGUGGACCCUGAGUGCCGCUGUGCAGUGAUGCUGCUGUAUGGCAAGAAACUAGCUGUGUUACCAUUUAGAAAGGACAUUACCAAUGAGGACGGAGAUCCUCUUGAAGCUAAGCCUCUUGAUAGCAAGAAAGCUCUACCAACACAGACAAUCAACCGUGCACCCACACUAGCCUCCUAUGUGAUAGUGCUCAAAGAUCUGGAUGAGAAAAUAGACAAUAUUCUAGACAUACAGUUUCUACAUGGUUAUUAUGAACCAACACUGUUGUUAUUGUAUGAACCUGUUAGGACUUUUGCUGGUCGUACAGCAGUCCGUAACGACACGUGUGCUAUGUGUGGUGUCAGCUUGAACAUGUCAGCUCGCGUUCACCCGGUGAUCUGGGCCACUGCACACCUGCCCUUCGACUGCCUCAGGGCCGUGCCCGUGCAGAAGCCGCUCGGUGGAUGUCUGAUAAUGGCAGUGAACUCUCUGAUAUACUUGAAUCAGUCUGUGCCUCCAUACGGCGUAUCGUUGAACAGUAUAGCAACACAUACCACCAAUUUUCCUCUCAGAAUACAAGAAGGAGUAUGCAUAACACUAGACGGGUCCUGCGUGGCCGGACUGGGCGAGGGCCGGUUCGCUCUCUCCCUGAAAGGAGGACAGCUGUACGUGCUGACGCUGCUGGCUGACUCCGUGCGGACUGUCAGGAGCUUCCAUCUAGACAGGGCUGCGGCCUCCGUGCUUACUACCUGUAUGUGCGUUAUAGAAGAAGACUUCCUAUUCCUGGGCUCUCGUCUCGGCAACUCUCUUCUGCUGAGGGUGACGGAGAGAGAGAACAGGAUGCUGUUCUCAGUUGACAAGCCUUUGGAAGCCACUGUCGAUCUUACUGUUGCUGAGAAUGAACAACAAAUAAAUAAAGAGCAACAACAAAUCCGCGAGCAGUCAGACCCGGCCUCCAAGAAGCGUCGGUUAGAUACCAUCAGUGAUUGUGUGGCUACCAACGUUAUAGAGAUCAGCGAUAAGGACGAGUUAGAAGUGUAUGGGUCUGACAUCAGAACUUCUACGCAGCUUACAAGUUAUGUUUUUGAGGUCUGCGACUCCCUACUCAACAUCUGCCCAAUAGGCGACGUCUCCAUGGGAGAACCUCAGCUAGUCAGCGAAGAACUGCCCCGAGCCGCAGACAACCCCGCCAUAGAACUGGUAGCUUGCAGCGGCCGCGGGAAGAAUGGUGCCCUUACUGUCUUACAGCGGACUGUCAGACCGCAACUCAUUACCGCCUUCAACUUACCUGGCUGCCUAGACAUGUGGUCGGUGCUGGGCGAGGGCACGGAGGGCUCGCGGGAGGCGGACGGCACGCACGCAUACCUCAUCCUCACGCAGGAAGACGGCAGCAUGGUGCUGCAGACUGGUCAAGAGAUCAACGAGGUAGACAACUCGGGCUUCAUGACGGGCUCGCCAACUAUAUUCGCGGGCAACCUCGGCAACAACAAGUUCAUGGUGCAGGUCACCACUACCGGCAUUAGACUUAUUAAGAACGGCGUCCAACUCCAAUCAGUGCAGCUAGAAUGGACGGCGGCGUACGCGGCGGCAGCAGACCCCUACCUGUGCGUGCAGUCGCUGUGCAACCGCGUGCUCGUGCUCGCGCUCAGGGAGUUCCGCGGGAAGGACGGGGCGUCGUCGGGUCGUCUGGCCCCGACGCGGCAAACAGUGCCGCAUCGGCCGGGAGUGUUACGAGCUACUGUAUAUCGUGACCUCAGCGGCCUGUUCACGCCGCCUGAUGCUCCUAACGCACAAGUAAAAGGCGAGUUCACAGGUAAGAUGAAAGGCAAGAACGUGAAGGCCGAGGGCUUCAAGCCGGGCGCCGUGUACGAGCUCAAUGAUGAAGACGAACUGCUGUAUGGCGGCGACCAGACACCUGCUUCUAUGGCUAGCAUUAUGUUAGCAGAACAAUCAAAGAACCCCGGCGUGCCUCGGCGCAUCUCUCGCUGGUGGAAGAAAUACCUCGUUGAAGUGAAAGCCACCUACUGGCUGUUCGUACUCCGAAUUAACGGCAACUUGGAGAUAUACUCCUUACCCGAGAUGAGGCUCAGCUUCCUCGUCAGAGAUGCCUGCGCUGGGAAUACUAUCCUAGCAGACAGCCUCGAAUCAGUUCCCAUUCCCAGCGGCGGCAUAGAAGACGAGGAACUGAGCAGUGGUGGUCAGAACGUGGACGCGGACAAGUGCCGCGAGCUGCUGGUGGUGGGCGUGGGGCACAAGGGCACCAGGGUCCUCAUGCUCAUGCGCUGUGAAGACCAGCUUAUGAUAUAUCAGGCGUACAAAUACCCUCGCGGCAACUUAAAGCUCCGCUUCAGCCGGUCCCGCGUGUCGUUCCCCUUCGGGUACAAUGCUGCGCCUCUGACUGAGCCCACGGACUCCUAUGAAACCGCUCUGUUGAAGGAAAAUGUACGACAGUGUCGGUAUUUUGGUAACGUAGGCGGCUACAACGGCGUAUUCAUCUGCGGGGCUACCCCGUACUUCUUAUUCCUGUCAGCCCGCGGGGAGCUAAGAUUGCAUCCAUUGUGCUCUGAAGAAGCUCCCGUGCCUACAUUCGCGCCCUUCAAUAAUACUAACUGCCCGCAGGGGUUCUUGUAUUUUAAUUCUAAGUCAUCCCUUCGCAUCAGCGCCCUACCAACCCACUUAUCCUACGACGCGUGGUGGCCGGUCCGCAAGGUGCCUCUCCGCGUGACUCCUCACUUCGUGACCUUCCACCUGGAGUCCAAGACCUACUGCCUCGUGGCCUCCACCCACCAGCCCACCACCUCGUACUACAAGUUCAACGGCGAGGACAAGGAGAAGACCAGCGACAACAAAGGGGAUAGGUUCCCCUACCCCCUACAAGACCGUUUCUUCGUGACUCUAUUCUCGCCGGUAUCGUGGGAGAUCAUCCCCAACACUCGCAUUGAAUUAGACGAGUGGGAACAUGUUACUUGUCUUAAGAAUGUCUGUCUGUCUUAUGAGGGGACUAGGUCAGGACUAAGAGGCUACAUAGCGAUAGGAACAAACUACAACUACAGUGAAGAUAUAACUUCGAGAGGGAGGAUAAUAAUCUACGAUAUCAUAGACGUUGUACCGGAACCGGGACAGCCUCUCACAAAGAAUCGUUUCAAGGAGUUAUACGCUAAGGAACAAAAGGGACCCGUGACUGCACUCACACAAGUUUUGGGAUACCUCAUCUCUGCUGUCGGGCAGAAGAUCUACAUCUGGCAACUAAAAGACAACGAUUUAGUCGGCGUCGCAUUCAUAGACACACAGAUAUACGUGCACAAGAUGCUAUCGGUGAAGAACUUAGUUCUAGUGGCCGAUGUAUACAAGUCUAUCUCCCUGCUACGUUAUCAAGCCCAACAUAGGACAUUGUCCCUUGUGUCUAGGGACCUGAGAAGUGCACAGAUCUACGAGAUGGAGUUCAUGGUGGACGGCAGCGGGCUGGGCUUCGUGGUGAGCGAGGCGGACGGCAACCUCGCGCUCUUCAUGUACCAGCCGCAGGCACGGGAGAGCUACGGAGGUACACUAGCUAGCUAUAUAGACUUCGUGCUGAGCGAGGCGGACGGCAACCUCGCGCUCUUCAUGUACCAGCCGCAGGCACGGGAGAGCUACGGAGGUACACUAGCUAGCUAUAUAGACUUCGUGCUGAGCGAGGCGGACGGCAACCUCGCGCUCUUCAUGUACCAGCCGCAGGCACGGGAGAGCUACGGAGGUACACUAGCUAGCUAUAUAGACUUCGUGCUGAGCGAGGCGGACGGCAACCUCGCGCUCUUCAUGUACCAGCCGCAGGCACGGGAGAGCUACGGAGGUACACUAGCUAGCUAUAUAGACUUCGUGCUGAGCGAGGCGGACGGCAACCUCGCGCUCUUCAUGUACCAGCCGCAGGCACGGGAGAGCUACGGAGGUACACUAGCUAGCUAUAUAGACUUCGUGCUGAGCGAGGCGGACGGCAACCUCGCGCUCUUCAUGUACCAGCCGCAGGCACGGGAGAGCUACGGAGGUACACUAGCUAGCUAUAUAGACUUCGUGCUGAGCGAGGCGGACGGCAACCUCGCGCUCUUCAUGUACCAGCCGCAGGCACGGGAGAGCUACGGAGGUCAACGUCUUAUUCGUAAGAGCGACUACCACUUGGGACAGCAAGUGAACGCGAUGUUCCGCAUCGCGGCCACGCACACCUCCGCGCAGCGACAUGUCACUAUGUUCACAACCCUGGACGGAGGAGUAGGCUACGUGCUGCCCAUCACGGAGAAGAUGUACCGGCGUCUGCUCAUGCUGCAAAACGUUAUGAACAACUACUGCUGCCAUAUAGCGGGACUCAAUCCUAGGGCUUACAGGACAUACAAGUCCCGUCGCUCUUUGUCAGGCGGCGCGAUGCGCGGCAUACUGGACGGCGACCUCGUCACGCUCUACACCACCAUGCCCAAUGCGGAGAAGGCUGAUAUCGCCAAAAAGAUCGGCACGAAAGUAGAAGAGAUAAUGUCUGAUUUGUACGAGAUAGACAGACUGACUGCCCACUUCUAGAGUUACUUAGCAUAAGUUAGCUUACGUGUAAAUACAUACCGUCGUACCGCAAAAACUUUUAAACGCCUGUUGAACACUUGUCUAAAAAUGACAGAUUGUGACGUUGAAAUAAGGUGCGCUAUACAGCCACACUUUUUUUUUUUGACAAGUGUUCAACAAAUGUUUAAGUUUUUGUAGCACGGCUGAUAAGGUUUAACAAUAAAAGUAUUCGAGUUUUGUA